AUGGAGAAGGAGAGGAAAAAGUAUGUAGCUCACUGUCUUGUUCUACCUUAUCCUGCACAAGGACAUAUCAAUCCUAUGCUUCAGUUCUCCAAGCGUUUGAUUCAGAGAGGAGUGAAGGUCACACUGGUAACAGUUGUGUCCAAUUGGAAAAAUAUUAGCAGCAAAAACUUCACUUCCAUAGAAGUUGAGAGCAUCUCAGAUGGCUAUGAUGAUGGAGUAGCAGAGAGCCUUGAGGUUUACUUAGAAACAUUUUGGAGGGUUGGGUCACAAACUUUUGCUGAGCUUGUUCAGAAGCUUGCAGGAUCAAGCCACCCUCCAGAUUGUGUAAUCUAUGAUGCUUUCAUGCCUUGGGCUCUUGAUGUUGCCAAAAACUUUGGGCUUCUUGGUGCUACUUUCUUCACUCAGAGUUGCACAACAAACACCAUAUACUUCCAUACUUAUCACAAGUGGCUGGAGCUGCCUCUUAAACAGACAGAAUAUUUGUUUCCAGGGUUGCCAAAACUUGCAGCUGCGGACUUGCCAUCAUUCUUGUGCAAAUAUGGAACCUAUCCAGGUUUCUUUAAUGUAGUUGUGAAUCAAUUUUCCAAUACUGAUAAAGCAGAUUGGGUUCUUGCAAACACAUUUUAUGAACUGGAGCAAGGGGUUGUGGAUUGGCUGGUGAAGAUUUGGCCAUUAAAGCCAAUAGGACCAACUUUGCCAUCUAUGUACAUGGACAAAAGACUCCAAGAUGACAAGGACUAUGGUGUUAACUUGUAUAAUCCAAAGUCAGAAGCUUGCAUCAAAUGGCUUAGUGACAAACCAAAAGGGUCAGUUGUGUACGUCUCUUUUGGGAGCAUAGGAGAUCUCAGUGAGGAGCAAAUUGAGGAACUAGCUUGGGGUUUAAGAGAUGGUGGAAGUUAUUUCAUAUGGGUGAUUAGAGAUUCUGAGCAAGGAAAGCUUUCAAAGGAGUUUUUGGACACAUCAGAGAAGGGCUUAAUAGUCACAUGGUGUCCCCAACUACAAGUAUUAACACAUGAGGCUUUGGGGUGUUUUCUCACACACUGUGGUUGGAACUCCACAUUGGAAGCUUUGAGCUUAGGAGUUCCAGUGAUUGCAAUGCCACUGUGGACAGACCAGAUCACAAACGCAAAACUUAUAAAGGAUGUGUGGAAAAUUGGAGUCAAAGCUGUUGCUGAUGAGAAAGGUAUAGUUAGAAGAGAAACGAUCACACAUUGCAUAAAGGAAAUGUUGGAGAGUGAAAAAGGAAGUGAAAUAAAGAAAAACUCCAUCAAAUGGAAGAAUCUUGCCAAGAGCAACGUUGAUGAGGGAGGAAAUUCUGAUAAAAAUACUGCAGAAUUUGUUGAUGAAUUGGCUCAUCGCUGUGCUGCAUUAAAUUGA
Sphenostylis stenocarpa is the source of this 1377-nucleotide messenger RNA. NCBI's taxonomy places the organism in Eukaryota, Viridiplantae, Streptophyta, Magnoliopsida, Fabales, Fabaceae. The record is from the annotation of a GenBank genome assembly.